Clarias gariepinus (North African catfish) is the source of this 1069-nucleotide messenger RNA. RefSeq lists its product as uncharacterized. Lineage: Eukaryota; Metazoa; Chordata; Actinopteri; Siluriformes; Clariidae. Bases 64 to 720 code for a protein of 218 amino acids. The record is from RefSeq and is a predicted model, not a curated record. The transcript is spliced from 5 exons.
CAAGAACCCACGCGCGCAUGAAAGAGCUUCAGCAGCACGAGCCGCUCAGCACCAGUGUCUGAGAUGGAGACAUCAAGAGUCGCUCUCAUCGCUCUCGUGUGUGUUGUGUUCUCCAGUCAGAAGAGGAUCUCUGGAGCAGAAGUGGAGAUGAGAGUCAGACGAGGAGACGACGUCACUCUCUACUCCGACUGUGUUGAGGAAAGUGGAUUAUAUCCGAUGUGGUUUAGAAACUGUUCAGAGAAAGAUCAUCCUCGCUUUAACAUAUCAGCUAAAGAUAUUAUGAGCGGCACUUUUCUUUUUCACUCGUUUGUGUUUAAUGCGUCCACCAAAGCACACGAUCUGUUGAUUAAGAACGUCACAGAAUCAGAUCUGGGUCUGUACUACUGCGCUCUGCAUGGAAAUAAAAUAAAGAACAACAGCAGCGGCAUAACCUAUAGCGAGGUGUACUACUAUGGAAACAGACUUACUCGACUCUCUCUUGAAUGCUCUGGCAGUGUGUGUAAGCCGUGUGUAUCAGAGCACGGUGUUAGUUUGAAGCUGGUGUUCAGUGUGUGUGCUGUGUGUGUUCUCCUCUCCUCUUUUCUCUCCUCUAUCUGUGUGUACUGCCUCUGCACACACACCACUAAAGAUGUUAAAGAUGAUCUCACAGGUUGUGACAAAACGAUGACUCUGACACGUGAUGAGAUGUGUUUUUUAUCCACUGCAGCCUGGAAGCUCUGAUGUGUUUUAUGUCUCUUUGGACAUCCAGCCAUUCCAGAAGAAGACAAAAAAGAAAAAGCGACCUCAGCACUUUGACUUUAGUACCUAUUCAGAGGUCAUAACUGAGAGAUGUUGAGAAGGUGUUACUUCAUUUUGUAUCUCAUUUAUUACCUGAUUUUUGAAUUAUUUAUUAACCAUGUGUGCAUUAUUUUUUUUUGCAUUGUUUUUAACACUUAACAUUCUUUAACAUAGAACAAAAAAUUAUAAUUCGUGACCAUCUGAUGUGUGUAAUUUAAAUGCUUGGUGCCUAAACUUUGUGCUCUUAUUAUUUAUUGUUUAAAUCAUUGUAAUAAUUUGCAGAUUAAUUAUA